Molecule: messenger RNA, 1081 nt
Organism: Sapajus apella (tufted capuchin)
Lineage: Eukaryota; Metazoa; Chordata; Mammalia; Primates; Cebidae
Gene: TIPIN
Product: TIMELESS interacting protein
Source: RefSeq, a predicted model, not a curated record
CACUACAGGUGUACUAACUUUUUCUUUUCGGCUGCAGGUGAAGUUAUGGAAAAUAAUGAACAUGAUGUAACUGCUAGUGAAUUAGAUCCCUUUUUGACAAACUCAUCUGAAAGUGAGAUGUUUGCUUCUGAAUCAAGUAAAAGCCUAACAGAAGAGCAACAACAAAGAAUUGAGAGAAAUAAACAACUGGCCUUGGAAAGAAGGCAGGCAAAGCUGCUGAGUAAUACUCAGUCCCUAGGAAAUGAUAUGUUAAUGAACACACCCAGGGCACAGACAGUUGAAGAGCUUAAUACGGAUGAGGAUCAAAAGGAGGAGUCAAAUGGAUUAAAAGAAGACAUUCUAGACAAUUCAUGUAAUCAUACUAAUACUUUAAAUGUAGAGGAGGAAUUAAAAUUAGGGGAAACACUGCUGGACCAAUCUAAAAAUGUGCAACAGUAACUUGAUGCGUCAUCCAGAAAUACUACGGAAGCUGGUUAGGUUUCCAUUAAGAGUAAAUGUGUCUGUUAACUCACCCUCCUGCAAGCUUGGUGUUACUAUGCAUUUUUCUUAUUUGAGUGGAAAUCCUUAGGUAGUAAAAAAUUUUUACAGAUUUUUGUUUAACAUCUGGUAAUCUGGUAUUUGUUUACGUUUGUCCCUUUAGUUAAAUCUGUUCUCUUUAGUGUUUGUUUUUAUGUAGGUAUUUCUUCAUAAAAUGGUUAGUCGGUAAUAAGCAGCUUCUUCUGCUGUUCAUCUGUUAUUGAAUGCCUUGUUUUCACUAAGUUGGGAGGUUUUGUUUUUGUUUUUUACUGCUCUUUGCAGAGCAGGGCUAACCCAUGGACAGUGUAUCCAGAGUCACCUGGGUGAAGUUUUAACAUGUACAUAUAUAUUCAAUAUUAAUGUAUUUUUUUCAAGGAAGUAAAAAUUAUCUUAAAAGCUAUCUACAGGCUUUAUGGAAGGUUUUCAUUGCUAUUUAGUUCUGGAGUUUAUACUUUUGGUAAAUACAAGGCUUUUGCAUGUUUUUUAAGGAAUUGUUUUAAUACUUAAAAGGUCACAUGAAAGGCUGAUUACUGCCUGGUCCUCAUAGGAAACAGGGUAGUUCAAA